AUGUUUCCAAGACAAACAUUUGUUGCUAGACAAGUUUCUAGAAACUUUGUUAAACAAAGAAUCACCACUCAAUGUUUUAGAAGAUUCAAUUCUACCAAAUCUAACCCUACACCUCCAACUGGUGGAUUCUCCAAAGGUAAGAUCCUUUUGAUAGUAGGUGCCUUAGCUGUUGGUUCUACUAUUGCAGCUUCAAUGUUGGAUAAAGAAACCCCUAAAUCAGCUUUUGAACCAAGUGAAACCAAACAAGGUCCCGAAUUUGCCGAUGGUAAAGUUUCAGUUAUCUUUGUUUUGGGAGGUCCUGGUUCAGGUAAAGGUACUCAAUCCGACAAAUUGGUUAAAGAUAAAGGAUUUGUUCACUUAUCAGCAGGUGAUUUGUUGAGAGCUGAACAAAAAAGACCAGGAUCAAAAUAUGGUGAAUUGAUUGCCAAAUAUAUUAGAGAAGGUGAAAUUGUCCCACAAGAAGUAACUGUUGCAUUAUUAAAACAAGCUAUUCAAGAAAACUAUGCUAGUGGUAACACCAAAUUCUUGGUUGAUGGGUUCCCAAGAAAAAUGGAUCAAGCAAUCACUUUUGAAGAAACCAUUGCCAAGUCUGCUUUUACUUUAUUCUUUGAAUGUCCAGAACAAGUCAUGUUAAAUAGAUUAUUGGAAAGAGGUAAGACUAGUGGAAGAACUGACGAUAAUAUUGAAAGUAUCAAGAAAAGAUUCAAGACCUUUAUUGACACUUCUAUGCCUGUUGUUGACUACUUUGAAAAACAAGGCAAAGUUGUUAAAGUCAGAUGUGAUGAACCAGUUGAUGUUGUUUACGGUCAUGUCAAAGAAGCAUUAAAAUCUAGAGGUAUUUAG
Molecule: messenger RNA, 843 nt
Organism: Candida tropicalis MYA-3404
Lineage: Eukaryota; Fungi; Ascomycota; Pichiomycetes; Serinales; Debaryomycetaceae
Gene: URA6
Product: bifunctional uridylate/adenylate kinase
Exons: 1
Coding region: 1-843 (280 amino acids)
Biological process (GO): UDP biosynthetic process; CDP biosynthetic process; 'de novo' pyrimidine nucleobase biosynthetic process
Cellular component (GO): cytoplasm; nucleus
Molecular function (GO): UMP kinase activity; ATP binding
Source: RefSeq, a predicted model, not a curated record